Molecule: messenger RNA, 987 nt
Organism: Scophthalmus maximus (turbot)
Lineage: Eukaryota; Metazoa; Chordata; Actinopteri; Pleuronectiformes; Scophthalmidae
Gene: rex1bd
Product: required for excision 1-B domain containing
Exons: 5
Coding region: 155-607 (150 amino acids)
Source: RefSeq, a predicted model, not a curated record
CACGUUGUGCUCUACGUCACUUCCGGGUGCGCGGACGCUCAGACUGCUGAUUCACAUCACACGCGGAAAGCGAUGAGUUGUACGUGAAGAAACAUAAACAUGACACUGAUAUAGACUCCGUCAACUCAACUGCAGCGUUUCCCGACAGGUGAUCAUGGUCCCUACAGACUUUAAAGACCUAAUCCAGAGGUUUUAUCUUCUUCAGUCUGAGCGGGUGGAGACCUAUCGUCUCUUUGAAGAAGGACACGAGGCCUACUUGAGGACGGGGCCCCAUUACGACUUCGACCACUACAGGCAGCUGGUGCAUGAGAUAACGCUGGCCUUCUGCGGCAUCUCCGAGGAAGUGCUGCAGAUCAAGGGGAGGCUGCACGGUGACUUUGACAGGCCAGAGCUCUGCGAGCACAUUGAGAAGCUGCAGAGCAAAGAGAAGCAGAAACUUGAACUGACAGCCAAGCUGCAGCUGGCCAGGCAGCGGGCCCAGGAUCACCCGGAGGACGAAGGCUGUCAAGAAGAGAUUCAAGAGAUCAAGCACGAAAUCAUCAAGAACAAAGAGGCUCUGAGUGAGAUCAUGCAGGACUUUAAGUAUGACUCAGAGGAGUUUGAUUGACAGGUGAGUCCCCGGGGGCCCACGGCCGCCCUCUCACAUCACCAGACAUCCAAGCUGACGGGUCAACUCGGCCCUGCUGCAACUUCCAUCUCGUUCUCCUCAGCUGCAAUUAUCGAUCCCCCUCUGGCUCCACCCUGCUCGCUGCUGCAGUCUUAUUCCACCAAGGGGGCUUUUCACAAUCUGGCUCUGUGUGUGUUUCUGUCAGAGGUCAUGUGUUUGUGUUAAUGCAUGCCUGAGCAAAAAAAAAAAAAAAUGCUGAAGUUGCAAUGAAAUCGAUAAAGUGUAAAUACUGAAAAAAGUCGAAUAACACUUAAAAGCUCAUCCAUCUUUGUUUACUUGAUACAUUAUAUUUUUGAAUUAAAAAAACAAACUUAACAAGA